UUUAUCUUCCAUUUUUUUAUCAUUUUGAUUUUUCCAAACAGAAACCUUCCUUAUGAUUGUCAAUCAAACAUAACAUCUCUUAUUGACAGAUUGUUUCUACUCGGCCUUGAGAAGUUUGGCAAAGGUGAUUGGAGAAGCAUAUCGAGGAAUUUUGUCGUGUCGAGAACCCCUACUCAAGUUGCAAGCCAUGCCCAGAAGUAUUUCAUCCGCCUAAAUUCAAUUAAUAGAGAUCGACGCAGAUCAAGCAUCCAUGACAUUACAAAUGUAAAUGGUGGCGACGCACCUACGUCGCAAGGGCCUAUCACUGGUCAGGGCAUUGUGAAUUCUGCACCAGCUGUAGGAUCCUUCAUUAAUCAGCCCCCACAGCCAAAUAUUCCUGCUAUGGGAAUAUAUGGAACACCUAUGGGACAUCCAGUUCCAGGUCAUAUGGUUUCUGCUGCCGUUGGUACUCCUGUCAUGAUUCCUCCUGGGCAUGCUCCUUAUGUUAUGCCAGUUGCUUAUCCAAUUCCUCCAACAAUGCAUCAAUAGCAUUAAAUUCUACUGAUUUCAUCCUCAAAGCAGAAGGCUCAAAGGAAGAAGAUGAAACUUUGGAGCUGCAGCAGUACUUGAUGAGUGCUGGUAAGUUAACAUAUCUAUGGCUGGGUUACAUUUCAUUCAUUUUGAAGCCGUUUAGCCUACGUUGCAGCCAGCACUAUGAGUUCAAUUUGAUAUUCACAUCUGGCUUUGCUUAGAUGUAAUAUAUAUUCUUGUUUGUUUGUCUGAACUAUAGGGAUUUUUAUUGUAAAUAGUAUUAUUUGAUCCAUUUUGUGCUCAUUAUGGAACUUUAAUAAUUAAACAAUGCUUGUUAUUUUGAUAUGA
Messenger RNA from Dendrobium catenatum, 858 nucleotides. RefSeq names its product transcription factor MYBS1-like. The record is from RefSeq and is a predicted model, not a curated record. The transcript has a single exon. The annotation marks the transcript as partial. Lineage: Eukaryota; Viridiplantae; Streptophyta; Magnoliopsida; Asparagales; Orchidaceae. Gene Ontology annotation, molecular function: DNA binding.